Molecule: messenger RNA, 642 nt
Organism: Cylindrotheca closterium
Lineage: Eukaryota; Bacillariophyta; Bacillariophyceae; Bacillariales; Bacillariaceae
Source: the annotation of a GenBank genome assembly
AUGGCCACGACAACAGCGGCAAGCAUAGCAACAUCAUCCACUUCCGAUUCCAUGUCAUUAUUGGAACGUACCAAGGCGCUGAUACAAGCCGAGCGGUCCUUGACGGCCACCAUUGAAAAGGUGGAACCCUGGAUGGCCUCCAAUGUGUACCACAAAUCAUCCAUUCACCGCGCCACCAUUGUGAGACCCAUUCCCCGGACCAUGGACGAAGUUCAUAAAGUACUAGCAGUAGGCCGCAACUUUGCGUCCCGGACCUCGGCUCCCGCCGGAUGGAAUCCUGCGGCGCCUCUGGUGGGGUUCAGCACACCGAAUCCAUUGCCCCAUCAAUUGCGGGGUGGUACCAUGGCGGCCUUGCAAUUGGAGAGAGCCAAACAAUCCGAGAGUGACAAGAAACGAAAACGACAAUUGGAAGAAGAAGAAAAACAAGAGGCAGCUGCCAAGAAACAAGCCGAAGAAGCCGCUCAAUCGAGAACCGAACAAGCCAAUAAGGAAUAUAACGAAAGGAAGCAACAACAACAAAAGCAGCAGCAACAACAACAUGCUAGAAGAGUGGCUAUGAAUCAAGCACAACCAGCUACGGAUGCCAAUAUGAAUUUGAGUGAUAGCAGCAGUAGUGAAGAAGAAUCUAGUGAAGAUGACUAG